Molecule: messenger RNA, 4812 nt
Organism: Bombyx mori (domestic silkworm)
Lineage: Eukaryota; Metazoa; Arthropoda; Insecta; Lepidoptera; Bombycidae
Gene: gly
Product: acetylglucosaminyltransferase
Exons: 9
Coding region: 376-1686 (436 amino acids)
Biological process (GO): protein N-linked glycosylation
Cellular component (GO): Golgi apparatus
Molecular function (GO): alpha-1,3-mannosylglycoprotein 2-beta-N-acetylglucosaminyltransferase activity
Source: RefSeq, a predicted model, not a curated record
UUUAUUUUGGUUUGUUGACGGCUUCGACGAAAGAUGAUAUUUGACGUGUCCAUCAGGCAUAAGCCACAGAUGUUUGUUGUGAUAGCGUAACUUAAUUUAUAAAAUACAAAUUUACGAAUUUUAAAUUAGAAUAAAGUUAAGAAUUCAGCUUCCCAAACGGAUCUUAUGACUAAAAAUUUUCAUAAUAUACUAUUUACAUUUAAAAAUAGAUUAAUUUUCAUUUAAACUUGCCCUGUUGGUUGAAAAACAAUUAGGAUUUCCUGUGUACUACAUUCAUUAAAGUUGAAUAAACGUUUUGUAGCCAGUAAAUAUGAUAUUCCAUUAUUGACACAAUAGAAUAUUCUUGUACCGAAUAAACCACACAUAUAUAAAAAAAUGCGCCUGAAUGUAAGAAAACUAUUGUUUGUUAGUUGCGGUGUUUUAUUGUUGUGGUUCAUCGUCUCUUACUCGUCGAUUAUCGAGUUGCCGAGGUCUAUAACCUCUAAGGACACAGCAGCCGACGUAGAAAACAAAUUAGGCAGACUUCAGAAGAAAAUUGAUGACCAAAUGCUGGAAAGCAAAACACUGUUGCAGAAAGUGAAAAAUGAAUUGAAAAAAAAAACGCAAUCAAAGGAGUCUUUAAUUCAGUACUCUGAUGAAAUUAUUGAUGGUCCAACAAUACUACCGGUGCUUGUGAUCGCUUGCGACCGGGUCACAGUUAAAAGGUGUCUCGACAAUCUAGUCAAGUUCAGACCGGACAAGGAAAGGUUUCCGAUCGUAGUAAGCCAAGAUUGCGGUCACAACGCCACUUACCAAGUGAUACGCAGCUUCACCGAUGCGGAUCCGUCGAUAAAGGUCAUACUGCAACCGGAUUUGUCCGAGAUACCGCUUCCGAAGGUCAAGGUCAAGCUGAAAGGCUACUACAAGAUCGCAAGGCAUUUCAAAUUCGCCUUAAAUCACAUGUUCAAUACGUUGAAUCACGAGGCUGUGAUAAUUGUUGAGGAUGACCUGGACAUUUCGCCGGAUUUCUACGAAUAUUUCUUGGGCACGUAUCCUUUACUGCAAAAGGAUCCUAGUUUAUGGUGCAUAUCGGCGUGGAAUGACAACGGGAAGAAAGACAUCAUAGACCUGACCAGGCCGGAACUGUUGUACAGGACGGACUUCUUCCCGGGCCUCGGGUGGAUGCUCAGGAAGGAGAUGUGGACCAGACUCGAGCCGAUAUGGCCUCCGGCAUUCUUCGACGACUGGCUCCGCAAUCCAGUCAACACCCAAGGUCGAGCCUGCAUCAGACCGGAGAUAUCCAGGACGUAUUCGUUUGGGAAGAUCGGCGUGAGUCAAGGACUGUUCUUCGAUAAGCACCUUAGGAAAAUACAAUUGAAUCUGGAUUACGUCGAGUUCACUAAAUUAAACUUAACUUAUUUAUUAAAGGAUAAUUACGACGAGACUCUAACCUCUACGGUGUACUCCUUGCCGGAGGUGAUGGCCGAGGAUGUGAUACUUGGCGAGAUGGACUCCGCAGUAAGGGUCUCUUACUCCAAUGCCAAGAGCUACCAGCGGGCCGCCAAGAAACUUGGCCUCAUGGACGACUUUAGAAGCGGCGUCCCCAGGACCGCGUACAGAGGUAUAGUGACGUGCUUUAUUCGAGGUCGACGUGUUUAUCUGGCCCCGGACUACCAGUGGACCAAGUACGACCCCUCGUGGGGCUAGCGGGGGAGGGGUCGGUAGGGGGGGUUGAUGAUUGCUCGUGUAUUUUGGGCGUGCAGGGUGUGGGGGUUCUACGGUGUGAAGACAAAGAGAAGAUCUUCCAUCGAGCGGGAUCUUUGCUUACUUUUUUUUUAACUAUAGCUCCGUAUAAAGGCCAAUAGGAGUAAUAAUACAUAAUUACUUGAAUGCGCCGCGUAGGGCACCGGUGACCUACACUGCAGUCAACGUGCUAUAGAUCUAGUUAUGUCUAUGGCGUAGACAGGCGAUCGAGCUCACGGCCCGUCUGACGUGGAGCGGUCACAGGAGUCCAUGGACAUCAUAAGCCGCUGCCGAUCUUUAGAGGCGUGAGUUCGAAGUCUCAACUGUACAAUAGCUAUCCCAUCCUCUUUCGUUCUCUCUCGUGUUUGUCUUAAUUUUCUAUUUUUGCGAAGUGAAACUUCUUUAGGUACGUUAAGAGUAAAAUUUAACUCGCGACAGAUUCGUUACGGCUAAAGAGAUAAGAUACGAUUUAGUAUGAGCGAGAGUGAGAUAAUAGAUAGAGCGUCUCGCGAACCACUCGACCGUGCAGAGAGGAAAGAAGGAGCUAGGUCGUUUCUCUUAUACACAGCAUUCCCUAUUACAAGAGAAAUUUUAUUUAAGGAUGAAUAAUGAAGAAAACCACAAUAAUAUUAGACACAGCAAAAGAAGUUUCACUUCUUUCACGUGCACCAAGUUGCACGCGUUCCAGUUUUUUUGUUUUAAUAUUUGUUUAAUCUAUAAAUAACUUUACGGACUAUUUUCGAUUAUGUAUGUGCCGUUCGUUCAAUUUUAGAGAUUCAGAUCAAUACUGACCUGUUGACAAAAUGAUCCGGUUCGUACGACCCGUUCGUACGACCCGUUCAGUCCAACGUUUGGAUUACCGUUUAUCACAUCAAUUUAUGACGUAAUUAAUAUUAAUAUAAAGUUUAGUAUUGAAUAACAGUUUAAAGGAACUGUUAUAGUUCGAUUGUUUACGUGAGAUCAAAACAAUUCAAAUGCGUUAUGCGUCAUUAUGCGACAACGAACGACUAAGCGAGACGGGCGCGGGUCGAGACCCGGCAACCCGAAAUGACCCGAAUGACCCGGGUUUUGAGACCCGGGUCGUUUGAUUCGUUCGUUCGCGAACGACACAUAUCUAUUUUCGAGUAGUCAUUUCUUCAACUUGAUAUUGUUUAAUUUUUUAUUUAAACUGCGAAAUUUUUAUUUGAAUUUCGGUUGUAUUUAUUUUUGUCCCCGGUUACUAUUAUUAUUACUAUUGAGAAUUGAGGAUCGGUCGUUGUUUUGAGGCAUUGGGCAUAUGUCCAGCAGUGGUCGUCUGUGGGCCGAUACGUAGAAAUGUGUCAUUAAGCAUGUAAACGAACUGCCGACCGACCUGUUGGUAAGUGGUUAAUUAAACGAAAACCACGAGGCUAUUACCAGCCUGUUUCUGCCGUGAAGCAGUAAUACGUUUCGGUUUGAAGAGCGGGGCAGCCGUUGUGACUAUACUGAGACUUUAGAACUUAUAUCUCAAGGUGGGUGGCGCAUUUACGUUGUAAAUGUCUAUGGGCUCCAGUAACCACUUAACACCAGGUGGGCUGUGAGCUCGUCAACCUAAGCAAUAAAAAAAUUUAAAUUUUGUUUUUCAUUUAUUGAUGCACAAAACAAAUUACAAUCAUUACAGUAUAUAUUAGCUAAAUCGUAAAAGCAGUAUCUAAAUAUAAUCUAAAUUGCAAUCUAAAUAGUAUGUGCACUCAGAAAACCCAUAUUAAUGUAUAUAGCUUUGGCUAUUGAAAACAAAAUUACAAAAAAAAUAAAAAAAAAUACAUAUCGACGCUUGAAAGGCAAACGUGACUAAGCGACAAUAUUUGCUUUGUAUAUAAAUGAUAGGCAAUAACCAUAUUCGAUGCGCAAAAAAGUAUAUAUUUCUAGGUCUAUUAAAAUCAUUUCAAUCUCACAGCUAAAUUCAUUAGAAUAGAAUUUUUUAGAAAUAUAAUUUUGUUUUCAGGUAUUUCAACUUUAAAUUAGUCUAGUGUAAAGUUCACGCAUUGUCGCUUAGUCACGUUUGCCUUUCAAGCGUCGAUAUAAAAAUAAAACUAUGUGCUCAGAAAAAAAAAAGGUAUCCACAUAAGUAGAUAGAUAACAAUACAACCAACACAAACAUUAUAUUGAUAACUAGCCAUUGUUAAAUAUUGGUCGCAAACAUUUCGUAAUAUUAAGUUUUUAUUAAUUAUUUAUUUAUUUAUUUAGCACGCGAACGUCAAUAGAUCAAUAUUAACGACCAAUCUAUCGACUUUGUUACUGGCGUGUCAGCGAAAAUUAAUAAUAAUGUAAAUAGAUAUGUUUAAUUAGUACCAAGAAAUUGUUACCAAUAGUCUUAACAAAUUACAACAUUAACAAAACUUCGCUUUCCCGCCAAAACACAAGGGAUAUUUGUCCAUGACUUUUUUUUUUUUAAAUAGUAUUAGGCAAACGGUAUCGGAAACGUGGCUGCUAAACUGUUUACGUAAAUGCAUGUUGAGACUUUAAGUCAAAAUCUUAGAGGCUGCCGUACUGAGAAUGUUUUCGCUUGAAAUAAUCACAACCUCAUGACAAAAAUUGUCUCAAAUCAAAGUUGGUAAUGACAAAACAAGCAGAGCUCUGUCAAUAUUACCUUUUUAUCCGUAGUAGCCCUGAACAAUACUAACUUUAAAAGGUGUGUAUUGCAUUGUUUUGCUUUAUAGGGUAAACUAUACGAUUAUUGCCACUUUUAUGGUUCUAAUUUUUUUGUAUGGUGUUGGCUUAUUAUUGUUAGCACCGUAAGUUAAGGUUAAAUGAUUUAGCCUAUAACCGAAUAUUUUCUGUAAAAUUGUAUGUAUAUUUAUUUUUAUAUAUAUUUUUUCGUUUGCAUUUCGAUGUUUCCAUUGUAUAAAAUAAGAUAAUGUACCAAAUAAUAGUAAUAAAUUGGAUUUUAAGUAAGUCACGGGGUACGCAAUAAAAAAUGGUUUACCCUAUUGUGUUGUAAAAUAUGUCCUAUUUGUAUGCGUAUAAGACUGUGAUCUGUAUAAUGUAAAUAAACUGCUGUAAAUAGAUAUAAUGUGCGAAAAAAUGUUAUGUGAUUAGCUUGGAUUAAAUGAUUCUUUUGUUAAUUUUUAA